CUUUAUUGACUUCCGCCAGAUGUCGCUGUUGUUGCUUCUCUUAAAGUCAUGGCGGAUUUUUUCACAAAUUUACAGAUUUAAGCCUGAUUCGUGGGUAGAUUUUAUUACCUUUCUUAACCGGAGUCGAAAUAAUAAUAGCACGUCCUUUGUAAGUGAAGCAUAGCGAUAAACUGACUGCGUCUAAACUGAUUCUGACAUUGGCCAACAUUCGCCAUCGACUCCGUGAAGACGUCUGACGGAUCUUCUCGAAUUUCGGUGGUUCAGUAAAUAGAUAGAAUUAACCAAUUUCAGCUCCGCACCGUACGUUAAUUAAUUUAUAACAGCUAUUAUGACGCAAUAAGCGUACGAAGAGUUCGGACGCCAUCACAUUAUUUUUACGCUCGAAAUACAGAAAAGAGAGCAGUGAUGAGUGAAGGCGCGCCUAUGCUGUACCAUGGAGGAGGUGGGUUCGGAGGGCCGCGCCAGGGCUUCGCGUCAGGAGGGCCUCUGGAGCGAGCGUGCCACUUCCCCGCUCUGGAGCUGCCGCCAGGACCGGCCACACCGCAUCACCAUGAGCGCUCCGCUAAGGACAACACUGCCUUUGGUUACGAGUCAGAUGACUCCAGUUUGUCCAGCAAUGCUUCAGGAUCAAAUAAAAGUGGUGAGAAAGGAGAAAGCGCAUCCAGUGCCUCAGAGCCGAACACAUCGCCGCAAGGCUACGCGGUGCGCGAGUGGCGCGGGCGUGUCCGCCGCGAGCCGCACCGCCCGCGCCGCAUCGCGCCCGAGCGCUACCUCAACGCCUCCUACCCCUUCCAGGUCAAGUUCACGCCCGAUGACUUGCUUAAUGGGUCCAAAUGGGACAACCUGUCGCAGGAGAUUUGGGACAAGUUUGUCAAGUCGCAGCAGACAGAGGAGACAUUCCGCAAGAAGAUGAACCUCUGGAGAUACCUCUACGUCACAAUAAAGUCAAUAUUCCCGCGCUACGGGCUGUACGUAGUGGGCUCCACAAUGUCGGGCUUCGCGUUAGACUCGUCGGACAUGGACCUGUGCCUGUACGUGCGCGCGCUGGGCGACAGCGAGCCGCGGGCGCACGCGCUCCUCCACCUCAACUACAUACUCGCCUACAUCAAGAGCUUUGAUCGCGAUGCCGAACUAAUCCAGGCAAAGGUGCCGAUCCUAAAGUUUCGCGACGCGCGAGCCGGGCUACAGGUGGACCUGAACUGCAAUAAUGUCGUCGGUAUCAGGAACACCAGUCUGCUCUACUGCUACUCCCGUCUGGACUGGCGUGUACGGCCGCUAGUGGCGGUGACCAAACUCUGGGCACAAGCACAUGACAUCAACGACGCGAGGCAUUGUACGCUCUCGUCAUAUUCGCUCACGCUCAUGGUCAUACACUUCCUGCAGUGCGGCACGUCGCCUCCCGUGCUGCCGUGCGUGUGCGUGCGCGGGCCGUGGGAGGUGCGCGCCGCGCGACACAACCGCGCCUCGCUCGCCGAACUGUUUCUGCAGCUGCUGCGGUACUACGCAACCUUCCCGUACGACAAGAUGGCGGUAUCCGUGCGUGCAGGGCGCUGCGUGCCGGUGUCGGCGUGCCGCGCCGCGCGCAGCCACAAAAACGAGCCGCACCAGUGGAAGUUACUCUGUGUCGAAGAGCCCUUCGACUUAACGAACACAGCGCGCUCGGUGUACGACCCGGAGACGUUCGCGCGCAUCGUGGAGACGUUCCGCAGCAGCGCCGCGCGCCUCGCCGCCUCGCCGCGCCUCGCCGCCGCCUGGCCGCACACGCACGCCGCCACCCAGUACCAGCCCGAGCGAUGAUACUGUCGGGACUCCGACCACACAGAGUGUAACAUUAUAUGGAGGCUGGUUCUCGAUGUUUCCCAAGACUUUAUUGACGCGGAACAGUGCAUUCCUAUGUUGAGUAUGUUGUGUAUGAGUAGUGUACGGGUACGGGUGGUGGCCCACUGACGCCCCGCGCGUGACAAGUGCUCUUACGUCGCCCCGCGGCGCUCUAGUCCAGUAUUUAUUGUUAUCGUAUACCGUUGUUGACACUAGGAAACUAACCGGAGGGUGCCAGUCUGUCCGAAUUGAGCCGCGAAUAAAACAUAACGAGUUAGAAAUUUCACAGGCUGUGAUAUGCGACUGAUUCCCUUAUAAAUAUGUUGUAAGGUAGUGUUGUUACUGAUAGCGGUAAGGACGGGUCCCGCGCUAGCGGACGUCGGUCCCUAGAGCGAACGCGCCGCGCUGUUGAAUUUACACGUACAACAAAUUAUAUACAUUUUAAUUAAGAUAGAGCGAAUGCCACUAUGAAAAAUUAUAUGUUUACAUUCCAUAGUGCCAUUGUCUGUAACUUUAUUUUAAAUCAUAAUUAAGUUAUUAAGAUGCGAACUUCAGUUUCCGAAUGCACUCCUCACUUUAACCCCCGCCUGUAUUACAUAUCGGAGGUUUAGAAGCCGCAAUGCGGGGGUCGUGGCGCUUGCAUUUGGAAACCGUCGGUGGCCGCCGGCGAUACUUGCAUGCUUGUAUGUCGGCCGACAAUGUACGCCGAAACGCUACCUUUGCUGCCGGGCAACUGUACACAAGACUGAGGAUAAAUUGUUGCGAAUAUUCUCGAGUAGUCGCUCGGCCAUCCGCGCAAAAUGCUGCCUCACUACGCGUCCUAUUAUUUUUAAUAUUUAUAUUGUUUAUAUGUAAGUUAUUUAAUGUGUACAUAGUAAGAAAGGAGAAAGAUGAAGAAAAAAUUCAUAUAUAUGAAAUGCGUUCGUUGAUUGUGACGUGUAGGGUGCGACCGUUCGCCGGGACUCUAGACAUCACAGACAUCGCUCCGUCGUUUUGACAAUUAUUACAAAAAAAUUGGAAUGUUUUAAGAUUAUGUACAUUUUGUGUAAAUAUACUUUUAUGGUGUGUAAAGAGUAAAUGACAAAAAUAUGUAAUAAAAAAUGAUGUGGAGCCCGGCGCGAGCGCUCGUGCUGCUGGCGACUGAAUGUUCUCAUGGUCUUUAACAAUAACGCACAGAAAAUAUCCAAAGAUUGCUACACUUGUUCCUACAACGCCAGGUUCCCUAAAUACCAGAUUUCCAGAAUUAUCGGAUUUCGAAGACGCUAGAUUUUCAACACCAAAUAUGCAGUACCAAAGAGAUAGUAAUUAAAUAUGAAUCUCAUGUUAUGGAAAUUCGGUAUUACUACGUUUUAGGACUGGUUUGGGAAGGUCCAAAGUACAUAUUAAUAGGAGGUUCAUACAAUAUUUUUCUCUGCGUUAUUGUUUAAGAUGUGAAACAUCGGAAGUCGUGCUAUGAUGCUAUAUUAUGGUGCUAGUGUUAUGCCACGAGCCAAAAAGAUUCCGCUCACUGCGGAACCAGUCUAAUUUAUUUGUAAUGUUUAUGAUAUAAACUAAUUGGUGCUAUUAUAUUGUUAUGUUGCCUUAAUGUAUAGGCCAAAGCCGCGGCCUCGCUUGCUGUUAAAUAGGUGCCUAGAUUAAGAACUCAAAUAUAAUGCUAGAUCUCGAAUUCCUACGUCAGAGUAAGGUUAAAUUAAGAACGGGCAUAUCUAUUAAAGUAACAAAGGCACUGUUUAUUACCUAUACUAUCGUUAGGGAUUUGUGCUACAUAAACUAAUAGUUCAUAGUUCGUCGGUGCCUAGCGCAAGUGUCGUUGUCGCUCGCAACGUAAAGUUGUUAAUGAAUUACAAAAUUUAUGCAAUUCUGUUAAGCACUAUUGAAUUUUACUUAGAUGAAGUCGAUAUUAGUCAUUCGAUAUUAAAUGUUUUACAGUUUCAUAUUAUAAAAGUUGUCGCUUCAAAGUCUAGUGCAGAGUAUUAUAUUAAUAUUGUUUGCUAUUCCGUAUGUCUGGCGUCGCGCACCGUCGCUGGCGUCGCGCGUAUUAUAUGCGAUGCCCGCGCUCGCGUCGGGGGUAACUUUUAUUAUCGGUGGCUGUUGACAGGAUGUUAAGAUUUUAACAAUUUGUAAGUAAAAAAAAUCCUUACAUAUAUCCUGUCAUGAACGAGUGAGACGUUGUAGUUUCUCUUGGUGAAAGGGUACAUCGAUACACCUCCGGCCGCCGAACUCCACUCGAGCUCUUUACUUUUUGUAAAUAAUCGCCAGGCAAUUUUAUAGCGUUAUGUAUAAGUUUUAUAUCGAUUUUACAUUGGCACUCGGCCGCGCUGAAUAUAAAAGUACAAUAAAUAAUUUUAAAACAACUUAUAUACGUCUAAGAAUACUGAUUAGAAUAAUAUUAAAAAGUGUCUCAAAACUGUUUAAUUUUUGAAAAGUUAUAAUAACUUGAUGAAGCCGACAUCAAAAAAAAAUAUAAAUAAAAAACAAAAAAACAUAAAAAAACUAAAAAAAUUAAUAAAAACGCCAUAAAAAUAACAAAAAGAGAAAAAAAAACAUUGACUUGACUUCGAUCAGAGACUGGUCGAACGCCAUGUCGUUGUGGCGAAAGGGGAAAGGGAAGGUUUCCACAGCUGUUGGUAUUCGAGCGCAAAGUUGACGAAAGGUACCUAUUGUCUUCCCGUCAAUGUAGCGCUCAUUUAGGUGAGGUGAUGAAGAUGGGGGUUCUUUCUAGUUAGUUCCUACGCUCAGACGGCGGUGAUCUUUAUGCCAAUGACAUAGAGUUCACUGUCGACUGCAGGAUUGUAUGGUAGUAACUACUGGCGAUAGCCCGAUGGUGGAACCGACCUGCUGCGCGCCCUCUCGUGCGCAGGGAGUGCGCGCCACGGUCGCUUCUCCAACCCGAAGUUUCCCUUUACUGGAUGCUCUCAGCCCUCCCACGACUGCGCGGCGGCGAGUUGAUAAUUGGUAGCGAGCAAAAAUCAUGGCACACUCUCACACGUGGUUGUUGGCUUCCGAAUAUCUGAAGUCAAUCACGGCAGAGUAUCCACUUAAACCAAGGGAACAGUAACAGAUUAAGCUCCAACGACCACAAAAUCCACAUAAGCGCCCUUAACAAUUUUACCAUCCAGCUGCUAUAAAGAAAUUAGAUUUAUCCAAACUCUCUUGGUAAUAUCACGCUGCUGUUUAUUGGUGCUAAAGCCGGGUGGCCGUUGAAAGUCCGGUAUUUGAUGCUUCAGAAUUUAAGGAGGCUUUAAAGCCUCGCGGCCUUAACGUGAACUUGAAACUGCCGUUUGUAUUAAAUUUUUGCUCAUUAUUAUAAUUGUGCGAGGUAUUAUCGUCACAGCAUAUUGUUUGUUCCUUUGCCGCUUGUCCUCAAAUAGUGUCCAGAAGUACAAGAUCCAUAAAAAUAAUCAGAAUUUUGCACUAAUCCAUAUUCUAAUCCCAUAUUCCAGAUUUUAGGCAUAGUACUCCGCAAUAAAAUAAUUUCAAAACGCAAUCUAGAAUAGCCUAAAACUUUCGAUACUGCUACAUAUGUACCAUCGCCCACACUGUUAACUGUACAUUGGUGGACCUUAUGUCUUUUAAUAAUAAGGUCCACCGAUGUACAGUUAGGAGUGUUGCUGUUUGUACCUAAUAAAAAUGAUAUUGUAGAAAUUCAAUAUUUUGAGUGAGCGGUAUUUGUAGGACAAGCGAAAGGUUUAGACUGGCUGUGAGUUCUCUUCAAAUUGUUAGGUGUAACGUAAUAAUUUGUGAAAUUAAAAAUGUACUUAACCUUUAUUUUGAUGUUCAUAUAAAUAAAGUGCAAAAUUAUUUCGUGAAAAUCGGAAGUUAUUGGUAUUGAGCCAAUUGUGUAUAAUGUUAAUAUUGUAAAGUAUUGUAAAUGUACGUAAAUCUCUAAUUAAUAAAUAACUAUAGUUUUUCAGCCCCAAGGCUUUGAAAUAAAAUUGUUUUGUAAAAAUAUUUUUGUCAUGUUUUUGACAAAUUUUCUCUUGUGUUGCAUUUUAUUUUAUUGAACACUUGUAAUUUUAUUGUCCUUGUUAUACAAAGAAAUUAUUGUAAAGAAAAUAUUCUGUAAUAGUUAAAACAUUAUACAAACCGCCGAAA
Messenger RNA from Cydia splendana, 5913 nucleotides. RefSeq names its product poly(A) RNA polymerase gld-2 homolog A-like. The transcript is spliced from 11 exons. The record is from RefSeq and is a predicted model, not a curated record. The coding region runs from base 406 to 1797 and encodes 463 amino acids. Gene Ontology annotation, molecular function: poly(A) RNA polymerase activity. NCBI's taxonomy places the organism in Eukaryota, Metazoa, Arthropoda, Insecta, Lepidoptera, Tortricidae.